AUGAUAAUAAUGAGCAACAAAUGCCCUCCUUCAUUCCAGAGGAAUUUCAUAAGCUCAUGGAACUUGCUAAUUCUACAUCAACUAAUUCUUCUACCUAGAAUAAUACUCGACCAGCUGUCAACCUUUCCUCUACAUCUCAUUUCUCUGAUCUUCCUUGCCUUUGCUCAAUCUUCAUCUUCAAGUGAAAACUCGUCUCCUUUAGCUCAAUCUAUUCCAUCUCCAUCAUCAACAAAUAACCAUUCUUCUUGUGAUUCAUCCACACGAAUUGAUCGGGUCAUACCUCCUUCAGCAGAUCCUCCACCAUUCAGAAAAUCAAAUAGGCUUCGACAAACACCAGUUCAUUUGCAUGAUUAUUACUGUGGAUCCACAACCCUUCAUUCUAUUUUGAUCUGCCAACAAAUUCUAGAUUAUUCUGUUUUCUCGCUCUUAACAAGGAAGCAUAAGAAAAUGGACGAAGCAGAGGCAUCAGCUUACUGGUGUCACGCGUGUUUACAGACGGUGAGUCCUGUAGUGGAUUUCGAGACAAUAAAUUGCCCGAUUUGUCAAAGUGGAUUCAUAGAAGAAAUGGCAUCUGCCAAUGCGCCAAGAAAUGAUGAUUUUGGACAUGGAGGGUCUGAUUCUGACCGUACCCUCUCCCUCUGGGCGCCAAUCCUGCUUGGUAUGAUGAGUAAUCCUCGUCACCACCAUCGCAGUCGAUUCAGGCGCAUGGAGUUUGAGGAUGAUGAUGAUGGCGACGACUACGAAGAUGGCAACGAUAACAAUAACAGUCAACGUGAGGGGGAUAUAGAGCUGGAUCCUGAAUUAGAUUCCCUAACAAGGAGAAGAAGUUCAGCUACUAUUCUCCAGCUCCUCCAUGGCAUUCGAAAUAGAAUGCUAUCUGAGUUGGGAAAUUCUGAGAGGGAUCUAAGAGACACAGAUAGAGAUGAUAAUAGGGAUGGAGAGAGUGUGAUUUUGAUUAAUCCAUUUAACCAAACUAUUGUUGUUCAAGGUUCUCAUGACUCCAAUAUUGAUUCCCUGAAUCGUGCACCAAUUGGCUCGCUGGGUGAUUAUUACAUAGGUCCUGGUUUAGAAUUAUUGCUACAGCAUUUGGCAGAGAAUGAUCCUAUCAGGUAUGGAACACCACCUGCUAAGAAAGAAGAAGUUGAAGCAUUGCCUACUAUUAAAAUUGAGGAGACAUUGCAGUGUUCCGUUUGUUUGGAAGACUUUGAGAUGGGGGCUGAAGCAAAAGAAAUGCCUUGUAAGCACAAGUUCCAUACUGGGUGUAUUCUGCCAUGGCUCAAGCUUCACAGCUCUUGUCCUGUCUGUAGAUAUCAGUUAGCUUCCGAUGAAUCUAAGCUUGAUUCAGCUGGGUCAAGAAACAACAUUAAUAUCAUCAACGCUGAUAACAACAGUGGUAACCUUAAUCGUGGUGGCAGGGAUGAAACAAAUGAAGAGAGAAGACGUUUUUCAGUAUCCCUUUCAUGGCCUUUUAGUACUUUAUUUUCCUCUUCCACUUCACAAUCUAGCAGUGGAAGUUCAUCCUCAACAUCUCGAUCAGGGUCAUCAACAAAUGCACCUUCGACCACCUCAAAUACACCAGAUGACAACUAA
Fraxinus pennsylvanica is the source of this 1590-nucleotide messenger RNA. NCBI's taxonomy places the organism in Eukaryota, Viridiplantae, Streptophyta, Magnoliopsida, Lamiales, Oleaceae. The record is from the annotation of a GenBank genome assembly.